Messenger RNA from Contarinia nasturtii (swede midge), 793 nucleotides. RefSeq names its product 60S ribosomal protein L18a (gene RpL18A). The record is from RefSeq and is a predicted model, not a curated record. Lineage: Eukaryota; Metazoa; Arthropoda; Insecta; Diptera; Cecidomyiidae. Gene Ontology annotation, biological process: translation. Gene Ontology annotation, cellular component: ribosome; cytosolic large ribosomal subunit. Bases 116 to 649 code for a protein of 177 amino acids. The transcript is spliced from 3 exons. Gene Ontology annotation, molecular function: structural constituent of ribosome.
GUACUGAUCAACACAAUUCAUUCGUACAUACUUCAUAGUGUGGCAUAGAAAAGUCAAAUCAAAUUGAAGUCUUUCUUUCUUUCCGUUUCCGUGACAGUGUUGAAACACAGCAAAAAUGAAGGCUAAAGGACAGUUGAAGGAGUACGAGGUGAUUGGCCGUAAAUUGCCAACCGAAAAGGAACCAUCAACCCCUCUCUACAAAAUGAGAAUUUUCGCACCAGACAACAUUGUUGCAAAAUCACGAUUCUGGUAUUUCUUGCGUCAAUUGAAAAAAUUCAAGAAAACCACUGGCGAAAUUGUUUCAUUGAAACAAGUCUAUGAAACUUCACCAACAAAAAUCAAGAACUUCGGUAUCUGGUUGCGUUACGAUUCCCGUUCAGGCACACACAAUAUGUACCGUGAAUACCGUGAUUUGACCGUUGGCGGUGCAGUUACACAGUGCUACCGUGAUAUGGGUGCUCGUCAUCGUGCUCGUGCUCAUUCCAUUCAAAUCAUCAAAGUGGAACCAAUCGCCUCAGCCAAGUGCAGACGUGUCGGUAUCAAACAAUUCCACGAUUCAAAGAUCCGUUUCCCACUUGUGCAACGGGUAAACCACCGAGGAGCACGUGCAUUGUUCUCAUACCGAAAACCACAAACCUACUUCUUGUAGACAUCAUAAUAAUUUUGCUGUUUGUUAUCUCAUCAUGGUCGCGAUGUCAACAUGCGUAUCCAAUCGAUGCAGCAACUUAAUUUUUCUUUUUGUUUUCGCUUACCAUUUUUCUACAAUAAAUUUGAAAUUUUACAAUUAAACACA